Messenger RNA from Girardinichthys multiradiatus, 1126 nucleotides. RefSeq lists its product as uncharacterized. The transcript has 5 exons. The record is from RefSeq and is a predicted model, not a curated record. Gene Ontology annotation, molecular function: protein dimerization activity. Bases 176 to 1009 code for a protein of 277 amino acids. NCBI's taxonomy places the organism in Eukaryota, Metazoa, Chordata, Actinopteri, Cyprinodontiformes, Goodeidae.
GCUCCUCAGGUACUGCAGCACCAGAUGGCUGAGUCUGCUAACCUGCAUCCAGAGAGUGUUGAACCAGUGGGAUGCACUGCAGGCCUACUUUAACAGUCAUGAGGAGGUGGAGAGGAGUGCCAAAGUGCGCGAUCUAGCAAGCCAUCUGCGUGAUCCAAUCGUGAAGGCUUACUUCAUGUUCCUGAGUGCUGCCCUUAAGCCUUUAUAUGAAUUUAAUAUUGUCUUCCAGUCAGAGGCCGUGCCGAUUCACAGACUUGAAGAGGAGAUGUGCAGGCUGAUCAAGAGGAUCCUGGGGUUCCUCAUACCAGCCAGGGCCAUCAUGGGUGUACCUCUCAAGGAAGUGGAGUAUGGAGAAGGACAUCAGUUGGCUGAUGAAGAGCUCUUUAUAGGAGCAGAAACAAAGGCAUUCAUGGCAAGGAAAGAGCUCCCUGUGUCAGCGGAGAAGAAAAUCUUUCAAUCUGUGAGAAGAUUCUAUGAAGCAGUGCUUCAGAAGAUGUUCUCCUCCUUUCCUCUUGACCAUCCACUCCUGAAGGACAUGAAAGUGCUGGACCCUGCUGCUCGCCUUGACAUUACUCCAGGGACAGUGGCAAGGCUAGGGGCCCUUUUCCCUCAGUUGAGCUUGAGUGAGGAUAGGCUGAGAGAGGAACUCAUUGACUACCAGGUGACAGAUAGCAAGCAUCUCCCACAAGAAGACAAAACUGACAGAUUCUGGGGACUGGUAGGGAAAGAUGUGAGGUUCAGUGAGCUGCCAAGAUUAAUGAAGGCUUUACUAUGCAUUCUCCACAGCACUGCCAGUUCUGAAAGAGUGUUCAGUAUGGUAAGAAAGAUUGUUACAGAGAAUAGGAUGUCAUUAGACAACAGCACGGUUUGUGCUUUACUGUCAUGUAAAAUCAACCACUCUGGCCCAGGCCACAAAUACACUCCAUCCAAACGAGUCUUAAAGGAUGCAAAGGCUGCAACAAAUCUGUAUAAUAAGUCUUUAGUGAAUGCCAGAGAGCCACCUGAGUGAACAUGAGAAAUUUAAAUAAAAUGUGUAAUGAAGACAAAAUGUAAAUGUUUAACCUAAAGACAAGCAAUGUAUAUAUAAACUGAAAAUGUGUUAAAUAAAUAAAUGUGCUUGAACCCC